Molecule: messenger RNA, 4299 nt
Organism: Ascochyta rabiei
Lineage: Eukaryota; Fungi; Ascomycota; Dothideomycetes; Pleosporales; Didymellaceae
Exons: 5
Coding region: 1-4299 (1432 amino acids)
Biological process (GO): endocytosis; endosomal transport
Cellular component (GO): cytoplasm; plasma membrane
Molecular function (GO): protein binding; calcium ion binding
Source: RefSeq, a predicted model, not a curated record
AUGGCGGACCUCGCAGCCAGCGGCGAGCUGAACCAGCCCGUCCUCAACCUCACGCCCGAGGAGAAGCGCGUGUUCCAGCACCUCUUCCACCAGGCCGACACAGAGAAGCUCGGCGUCAUCACCGGCGAGAUCGCCGUCAAGUUCUUCGAGCGCACCAAGCUGGCCCCGGCCGUGCUGGGCGAGAUAUGGCAGAUCGCAGACACGGAGAACCGCGGCCUGCUGACCAUGGCCGGCUUCUGCCAGGUCCUGCGCCUCAUCGGACACUACCAGGCCGGCCGAGACCCCUCGCCUGAGCUGGCCUACCGACCUGCCCCGCUCCCCAAGUUCGAAGGCCUCUCCGUGCCUGCUGCCCCGCCCGCUGCGCCUGCCUUCUCCCCCCAGACCACGGGGCCCAUCCAGCCUCAGGUCAGCGGCCAGGGCCCCAUCCGCGUCCCGCCGCUCGUCCCUGCCAAAGCCGCCGAGUACGCGGGUCUGUUCGAGAAGUCGGGCGCGGUCAAUGGCGUGCUCUCCGGCGAGAACGCAAAGGAGAUCUUCGAGAAGGCGAGGCUACCCAACGAGGUCCUCGGUCGCAUCUGGAAUCUCUCCGACACGGAGCAGCGCGGUGCCUUGAACGUGACCGAGUUCAUCAUCGCCAUGCACCUUCUUGCUUCCUACCGCACAGGCAACCUGAAGGCUCUGCCAAACACCUUGCCCCCCGGCCUCUACGAAGCCGCUUCUCGACGCGGCGGUCUGCCACCUCCCCCGGGCCGCCCAGACCAAGCCUCCCUCCCUCGCCAGUUCAGCGGCCAGCAGAACGCCCCAAGGACUGCGAGUCCUCUGGGGAGACAGCCGCCCUUUGGACCACCAGCGCCAGCACCGCAGGUGCAGACGGGCAGCGACUGGCUCAUCAGCCCGCAAGAAAAGGCCUCGUACGACAACCUGUUCAAGGGCGUCGACACAAUGAGUCGUGGCUUCAUCACAGGCGAGCAGGCCGUGCGCUUCUUCAGCGACUCUGGCCUUCCCGAAGACAUCCUUGCAGGCAUCUGGGACCUUGCGGACAUCAACUCGGAGGGCCAGCUGUCCAAGGACGAGUUCGCUGUGGCCAUGUACCUGAUUCGACAGCAGUGCAAGGGUGCGCAGCUGCCCACAACCCUACCUUCCAACCUCAUCCCUCCGAGUCUGCGAACACGGGCCAACCAGCAAGCGCCUGCUGUUGCGCCACCUCCCCCUCAACCCAAAUCCGCGGCCGACGAUCUUUUCGGCCUGGACGCCUUCUCUGCUCCCGAGCCUGCGUCACCACAGCGAGCCAUGGAGACCGCCGGCUCGGCUGCCUUUGGCAAGCCCUUUGACAACGAUCCUUUCGCGAGCAAGGCUGCAUCGCCAACGUCUUCGGCACCGUUCCAGCCACAGCCGCGCAACCCUGCCUCGACGUUCAAGCCUUUCUUGCCUACCUCCUCCUUUGGUCAGACGCUUACCUCUCACUCGACGGGUCAGUCGGGGACCUCCCAACGCAACCAGCCCUCGACUCUGGAUGACCUCUUGGGCGAGAGUGAUCCCGAGCUCAACAAGAAGCUCACUCAGGAUUCGACCGAGCUGGCCAACAUGUCCAACCAGAUGACCACACUGAGGAACCAGAUGCAGGAGGUGCAGAACAAGCAAGAGGCUACCCAGAGCGAUCUCAACAGCGUGACAAGUCAACGACGGGAUCUCGAGGCUCGCCUGUCCCAGUUCAAGACACAAUACGAGCAGGAAGUCAAGGCUGUAAAGGCACUCGAGGACCGUCUGGCUGCUUCGCGCAACGAGACACGCAAACUGCAACAGGAUGUUGCCAUGCUGGAAGGAACCUACCAGGACCUGCAGACCCAGCAUCGUCAAGUCGGCGGCGCGCUCGAGGCGGAUCAGCGUGAAAAUGCCAACCUCAAGGAACGCAUUCGCCAGCUCAAUGCUGAAGUCGCCCAGCUGCGCCCUCAACUCGAAAAGAUGAGGACGGAUGCACGACAGCAGAAGGGCAUGGUCUCCAUCAACAAGAAGCAGCUGACCACCAAUGAAGGAGAGCGUGACAAGAUCAAGAAUGAGAUGAACGACCUGAGCAGGGCCGCCGAGGAGGCCGCACGAAGCCCACUACAGCAGGCAACACCAGCGGUUGCCAGCCCUGCCGCUUCCGUAACCAGCCAGUCCACGAACCCGUUCUUCCGCAGGUCGCCUGCGCCAACCUCGGACAACGCAAUGUCUCCCUCAGGCUUCACCCAAGGACCGCACAAGGACUUUGACAGCGUCUUCGGCUCUUUCGCUCCUGCACAGAACACGCCUCCACCUGUAUCUUUCCGUGCGGAAAACCAGAGCAACGUCCCCAACUUCUCCGCUCCUUCUGGACAGUCUGUUCGCUCGUCCGACGGCCCUGAUGUCCCUACGCCUUCCACUUCCCCUCCUCUCUCGUCGUACCAGGAAUCUCCCCGUGGUGUCGAGCCACCGGCUGCUCCCGAGUCUCGCCAGUUCACCUCUUCCUUCCUGCCGCUCAGACAAGACGUACCGCGCUCCGACUCGUUCAGCUCUUCCGUCAAGGUCUCUGCGCCCGCUAGCCGAUACGGUGGCCCCGGUGCUCCCGGUCAGGAGACUCCUACCAUCUCGAAAGCCUCGCCCGCCGGCACGCCUGUACUUGAAAAGGCUACUCUGGAACGAAGCGAGACGAACCGCACGGAGACUGACAGAUUUGGCCCUUCCCUGUUCGACCGUAACUUCUCCACCGCCUCGCCUGUCGCUAGCGUGACCAGCGACACUCAGCGUUCCACGAGAGCUGAACCGCAACGCCAGGACACCUUCUCCAGCUUUGGUGCUCCUUCUGCAGCGAUUCAGGACAUUCCAGGGGCCUUUCCUCGUGAUGCGCCUACGCCUCUUCAGCAGAACCCCACCGGCGACAGCAGCUUCAGCAACCAAAGCAAGAACACCAACCGCGCCGAUCCGUUUGGAAGCACGACCAGCGAGAGCUCCCGUCCCGGUGGCAAGGUUGACUUUGACUCUGCCUUUGCUGGCUUUGGAUCUAGCCGCCAGAACACCGCUUCUGGCUCUGCUGCCAACGGCUCCACAGACAACUCGAACCGGUUCAACAAGGAAUUCCCACCAAUCGAGGACCUUACCCACGACGAUGAGAGCGAUAGCGACAACGGACACGGCUUCGAUGACAACUUCACUGCUGCAUCACCCCAGCAAAAGCGUAGCAGUGUCGGUCAGCAGUCGUCACAACAGCUGCCGCAGCCGCAGCCGCAGCAGCAGCGCCCAGGUACUGCGUCGACGGACGAGCUUUACAGGUCGCCUCCUCCCCCAACCACGCGUCUCGACUCGAACCUCGGCGGUCUGCCGUCCGCAGAUGCGCAGAAGCCGCCGCCAGCAUACGACUCGACGGUCGGCCAGCGCAGUGGCUCAACCCAAUUUCCUCCCGAGUUUGGCGGUCUGCUGCCCUCGCGUGAGGUCCCCACUUCGCCGACUACCUCGCAAUCGCCCGAGAAGUCCUUUAGCCCCGCUGGUGGCCAUGGCGCCGCUCUCUUCGGUGGUCCUUCGUCGAAGCCAACAGCGGCAUCGCCGCCACCGAAUGACACGCCGUCAUCGACUGUCCCAUCCGAUGCCUACCACUCUGCUGUGUCGUACGGCACCAGCGACAACAAUCAAGGUCCCUCUGCGCCCGCGAACCAGCCUCAGCUUCAGAGAUCGGUCUUCAACGAUGACUUCGACGCUGGUUUCGACGAUUUGACCGACGCCAAAGAAGACGACAAGGCUGAUGACGACUUCAUGUUCUCCUCGCACCAACGUGACGAGCUUGAUGAGUUCAACCCUGUGUUCGACUCUCCUGCAGCAUCCAAGUCAAACACCAUGGCUUCACAGCAAACCCCUACCGGCAAGCCGCGUGGUGACGACAGCUUCAGCGACUUUGAGCACUUGUCGCACAGCUUUGGCCAGCCUCAGGCACCCCAGCCUUCCUCCUCGACCCAGGACUGGGACGCCAUCUUCUCGAACCUCGAGUCUUCGCAGAACGAACAGUCCGGGCACUCUCAGCAACCGUCGACGGGUUUCAGCAAGUCUGUCUUUGACAGCCUCGACAACGAAGAUGCUGGAGCGUCGUCGUCGAAGCAGGGACACUUGUCGCCUCACUCGCCACAGAUGCCUCAGUUGGGCCGUGCGAUCAGCAGCGGCACCGAGCAUGACGACCCCAUCCUGAAGAAGUUGACUGGCAUGGGAUACAGCCGCAACGAGGCUCUGGGUGCCUUGGAGAAGUUCGACUACGACAUCAACAAGGCCACGGAUUACUUGGUCUCUGGGCAGCAGUAA